Messenger RNA from Cucurbitaria berberidis CBS 394.84, 1893 nucleotides. RefSeq names its product extracellular metallo proteinase 1. Gene Ontology annotation, molecular function: zinc ion binding; metalloendopeptidase activity. The transcript has 4 exons. Lineage: Eukaryota; Fungi; Ascomycota; Dothideomycetes; Pleosporales; Cucurbitariaceae. The record is from RefSeq and is a predicted model, not a curated record. The coding region runs from base 1 to 1893 and encodes 630 amino acids.
AUGCAAGCCUCUUUGCUGGCUAGUCUUGUCUUCUGUGCCCUCGUUGGCGCGCAUCCUACGGGACAUGCCGACAGCCUCGUUGGCCGUGCCGUUGAUCUCAAUGCCUUCCGACUAAAGGCUACGUCCAAGUACGUGAACGCUUCGGUCGCUGUCACUGAACCCAGUGUCCGCAGCGGGAAGCGCGCCGACUAUGUUGAGACGGCUACCGAGUUGGUCAAGUCUACUGUGAAGGGAGCCACCUUCCGGGUCGUUGGAGAUCACUAUACCGGUUCGAAUGGAAUUUCCCACGUCAACUUCAAGCAGACCGCCAACGAUAUCGACAUUGACAAUGCCGAUUUCAAUGUCAAUGUUGGCAAAGAUGGAUCCAUCUUCUCCUAUGGAAAUUCAUUCUUUACGGGCACCAUCCCCCCGCGUCCGCUUACAAAGCGCGAUGUCUCUAAUCCGGUUGAUGCACUGAAGACCGCGACUAGCACACUCCAGCUCCCUAUCGAAGCUGAGAAAGCUUCUGCUGAGACUGCCGAGGGCAAGGAAACCUUCACUUUCAAGGGUACCUCCGGCGCAGUUCAGGAUCCUAAGGCCAAGCUCGUCUACCUCGUCAAAGCUGAUGGAUCAUUGGCCCUUACCUGGCGAGUUGAGACCGAUAUCUUGAGCAACUGGUUGCUUACCUAUGUUGACGCUGGUACAAACCAAGCUGUUCAUGGUGUUGUGGACUAUUCUGCGGAUGCCACCUACCAAGUCUAUGCUUGGGGCCUGAACGACCCUACUGAAGGUGCCCGUACUAUUGUUACCAACCCCUGGGAUAUCAAGGCUUCCGAGUUCACUUGGCAAGGGACUGGAACUACUACUUACGAUACUACCCGUGGCAACAAUGGUAUCGCUCAGUCCAACCCAAGCGGAGGAAGCGCUUACCUCAACAACUUCCGUCCCUCGAGCCCUACCCAGAACUUCAACUACCCUUACACUACCGCAAUGUCGCCGCCUUCGUCCUACGUCAACGCCUCUAUUGUGCAGCUGUUUUACACGGCUAACGAAUACCACGACCUGGUCCACCUUCUUGGAUUUAACGAGAGAGCUGGAAAUUUCGAGGUGAACAACAACGGCCAAGGCGGAGUUGGCAACGAUCUGGUGAUCUUGAACACCCAGGACGGCUCUGGAACCAACAACGCCAAUUUUGCCACGCCUCCUGAUGGCCAGCCUGGUCGCAUGAGGAUGUAUAUCUGGGAUCGAUCUACGCCUAACCGGGACAGCAGCUUUGAAGCCGGUGUUGUUAUCCACGAGUACACGCACGGAGUCUCUACCCGCCUCACUGGUGGCCCUGCUAACUCCAACUGCCUUAACGCUCUCGAGUCUGGCGGUAUGGGCGAGGGCUGGGGAGACUUCAUGGCUACUGCCAUUCGCCUGAAGCCUGCCGAUACACGCGCUAAGAACUACCCUAUGGGCGCUUGGGUUUUCAACAACCCCGCUGGUAUCCGCAAAUACGUCUACUCUACCUCCUUGACAACGAACCCCCAUGUUUACACUGAUGUGAACUCGCUCACCGCAGUGCAUGCUAUCGGAACGGUAUGGGCCACCAUGCUGUACGAGGUGCUAUGGAACUUGAUCGACAAACAUGGCAAGAAUGACGCGCCAAAGCCUACUUUCAACGCUGCUGGUGUGCCCACCGACGGAAAAUACCUCGCCAUGAAGCUUGUCAUUGAUGGCAUGGCUCUGCAACCGUGCAGCCCCAACUUCGUCCAAGCCCGUGAUGCCAUCAUCGACGCCGAUACUGCGCUAACAGGUGGUGCCAACAAGUGUGAGAUCUGGAAGGGUUUCGCGAAGAGAGGUCUCGGAACGGGUGCUAGGUAUAGUGCUACCACGAGGACUGGCAGCACAGCACUGCCCAGUGGGUGUUAA